Molecule: messenger RNA, 690 nt
Organism: Lathyrus oleraceus (garden pea)
Lineage: Eukaryota; Viridiplantae; Streptophyta; Magnoliopsida; Fabales; Fabaceae
Exons: 5
Coding region: 1-690 (229 amino acids)
Source: RefSeq, a predicted model, not a curated record
AUGGAAUGUGGAAGGGAUAUUAGUGUCAUUCGUCAUGAUGGAAAUCUCCAGAAAAUUCAAGAGACAAGGGGAUAUUAUGAUCCUUUGGAAUACACUAUAUUGUCUCCAUUUGGGACGCAUAGUUGGGACAUCAACACAAUAAAUUAUAAUGGACGAAGAGUGUCAUGUCGAGCAUAUUACAGUUACAUGCUUCAGAUUCGCCCAAAUGAUCAAUCAAUGUUGUUAAAUGCGGGUCGACUAUUGCAACAAUAUGAUGAUUUGCAUGUUGGUGAAACUAAUACAGAAAACAUUGGAAAAAGAACAAUUUUGUCAUCAUCAUUUAUUGGUGGUCGUCGAGACAUGACACAACGUUAUGAAGAUGGCAUGGUUAUUGUUCUUAAUGGCGGUGGACAUUGUAAAAAAAGGUAUCCCAAACAAUUCUUGGAUGAAACACGUCAAGGCACUGAGUCAUAUCCUGAGUAUAAGAGAAGGUUUUAUAAAUCUAUAUCAUUAGGUAGAGAUAGGUCUGUCGAUAAUAGAUGGGUGGUUCCUUAUAACCCUUGGUUACUGUUAAAGUAUGACUGUCACAUUAAUGUAGAGAUUUGCAGUAGCAUGAAAAGUAUCAAGUAUCUAUACAAAUAUGUGUACAAGAGCCCUGAUCGUGUGGCUAUGGAGGUUCAUAAAGGAUCAUACAUGGAUGAAGUUCAAUAA